This is a messenger RNA of Gossypium arboreum, 3367 nucleotides long. RefSeq names its product wall-associated receptor kinase-like 8. Gene Ontology annotation, molecular function: protein serine/threonine kinase activity; ATP binding; polysaccharide binding. Lineage: Eukaryota; Viridiplantae; Streptophyta; Magnoliopsida; Malvales; Malvaceae. Gene Ontology annotation, cellular component: plasma membrane. The transcript has 4 exons. The record is from RefSeq and is a predicted model, not a curated record. Bases 127 to 3054 code for a protein of 975 amino acids. Gene Ontology annotation, biological process: protein phosphorylation; cell surface receptor signaling pathway.
CGCAAGAGCUACGAAAUUUCUUUGAACAUUCGAUUUGCUAUACGCUACUCUCCUACACCAUAUAGUUAUAUUGACCCAACAAAAAUCUUCAUACACAACCAAAAGUGAGAGAAAUUAAGAGAGAGAAUGGGCAUUUGCAUGGUGUUUUACUUCAUCCUGCAGCUACCAUGGCUAAUACGAGCAGCCAGUUCAGACUGUCAUGAAACAUGUGGGAGUGUUGUUAUCCGGUAUCCGUUCGGAAUAAGAACUGGUUGUUAUUACAAUCCGUGGUUUAGAGUAACUUGCAACCAAACCACCAAUGGACCAAAGCCUUUCAUCAGUCGAAUCAAUUUGGAGCUACUACUCCAUUUUCCAAAGAUUGGCGACACCGUCUUCGUCAACAAUCCGGUAAUUUAUCUAAAUUGUGACAAUAAAGGUAACAAUGGCACCACUUCUAGUGCUAGUGUCAACCUACAAGGCAGUCCAUUUUUCUUCUCAAGCAUAUUUAACGGACUCGGAUCAGUAGGCUGCGGCUAUUUGACUGCUGUUUUUCACGACAAUCUAACUGAUCCAAUGGCUAGCUGCCUACAACAAAGAUGUAGCGACCAGACGUCUGAGUUCAGUGUUUAUCGAAGACGUGGCACUACAUUUCCAACAUGUUAUGCCCCAAUUUCUGAAGAUAUCAUUUCCUAUACAGCAAGCGUGACGGAGGUCAAUAAUACGGGACCGGGGAGCAACAGAUGCGCAUCUGUUUUCAUAAAUUACAAUAACCUCUUGGUGUCGUAUAUAAGCGAGAUGAAGGAUGUUGCUGUAUCGGAUUUUUUAUCUUUCCGCCGUAUAAGCAUCCGCACAACGCAUGUUCCUGCAGUGUUGAGGUGGAACCCGUGCGAUUUGGGAGCUGAACUGUGCGCACUAGCUAACAGGUUUGAUGGAUGUCUUAGAAGAUGUGGGAAAGUUGAUAUUCCAUAUCCAUUUGGAAUAGAAUAUGGGUGUUACAUGAAUGAAUGGUUUAGAGUAACCUGCAAUGAAACUAUUGACGGGUCAAAGCUUUAUAUAAGUAGCAUCAACCUGCAAUUGCUUAAUGUUUCAGUUUUGCAAGGCACAGCUACCAUUAACAAUUCGAUAACUUAUUCCAAUUGCCUAAAGGAAGAUGGAGACACUGAUGGGGUUAGUAUCAAUUUAAAAGGAACCCCGUUUUUAUUCUCAACUGAGUACAAUAUAUUCAUGUCCGUAGGUUGCGGUAGUUUGACUACUUUUUCUUAUAGUCUAACGGAUGAAUAUCCUGUUCGUGCCUGCAUGCAACCCAUUUGUGCCAAUUUUCUAGCCUCCGAUACUAGCUGCUCUACGGAUCUUCCUUCCGAUCUAAGUUCCUUUGCUGCAAACAUGAAAGAGAUUUAUCCUAGUAAUGACACCAAGAGUUGUGGAUCUGCUUUUAUGGUUGACCACCGGUAUCUCGAUUCACUUGAGACAAUAAAUUCGAAGAAAACAACGUUGACGCACGUUCCCACAACAUUGCAAUGGUCCACACCAAAGCGUGGGUUGUGUUUCACAAGUGGUUCAAACACAUUUUUGAACGAGGAUCGUAAAUACAGUUGGAAAAACUUAAGCCAAAGCUAUCUAUGUGUCUGCACAACGUAUAUUAAUGUCGACGAAAAUCUUUUUACUAAUUCAUGCCAAGGAUUAGAUGAAAGUCAUUGCCAUACAGAAUACAAGUAUUGUUAUAUGCUUUGUAUGGAUGCUUUCGGAAGCAAUUGUUCAUCAUCAACAUCGUGUCCUGAUGGAUAUGAAUACUCGGAUGAAAGAGCUAUGUGCAUGCGCAUAUCCUAUGAUCCAUCAUUCUUUUCGAAGAAAAAAUCACAGAAAUUUCCGAUCAUUAUAGGUUGCAGCACUAGCAUUGGGACGGUAUUUGCUCUGCUUGGUACAUGGCGUUUGUACAAAGUUCUAGAAAGAAGAAAAGAUAUGAAGUUGAAGCAUAAAUACUUUAAGCGGAACGGAGGUUUACUACUGCAACAGCGAUUGUCCAACAAUGAUGGUAAUGUUGAGAACAUACAUGUGUUUGCUUCAAAUGUGUUAGAAAAGGCGACAGAUUACUAUAAUGAUAAUCGAAUUCUUGGUCGAGGCGGCCAAGGAACUGUUUAUAAAGGAAUGUUAACUGAUGGAAGCAUUGUGGCAAUUAAAAAACCUAUAUUGAUGGCAGAGAAGGUAUUAGAUGAAAAGAAGCUUGAACAAUUCAUAAAUGAGGUGAUACUUUUAUCACAAAUUAACCAUAGAAAUGUGGUUAAGCUUUUAGGAUGUUGCCUAGAAACAAAAGUUCCUUUGUUGGUUUAUGAGUUCAUCCCAAAUGGAACACUGUAUCAACUCAUUCAUGAGCUGAAUGAAGAGUUUUCAUUGACAUGGGAAAUGCGUUUACGAAUUGCAAGUGAAAUCGCUAAUGCUUUAUCCUACUUGCAUUCAGCUGCUUCCGUUCCUAUCUAUCAUCGAGACAUCAAAUCUAGCAACAUACUUUUGGAUGAUAAAUUCAGAGCUAAGGUGUCGGAUUUCGGAACUUCAAAAUCAAUUGCCUUGGAGAAAACUCAUGUAACCACUCGAGUACAAGGAACUUUCGGAUACUUAGAUCCCGAGUAUUUUCGAUCAAGUCAGUUUACUGAAAAAAGUGAUGUAUAUAGUUUUGGAGUUGUUCUUGUUGAAGUCUUAACAGGACAAAAACCCGUUUUCUCAAUACAAUCAGAGGAUGAAGUGAGAAGCUUGGUGGCCUUUUUUCUACUUUCAAUGCAGAAUGAUUCGUUAUUUGAGGUUCUUGAUCGAACUGUUAAGGACGGUCCAAAAACAGAGAUCGAAGCAUUUGCUAAGCUAGCAAAAAGAUGCUUGAAUCUUAACGGAAAGAAAAGACCCACCAUGAAACAAGUUGCAUUGGAACUGGAAUGGAUUAGAUCACCAGAAGAAGCUGAUGCCAUCGAACAAUGUGCCGAUGAAGAUUUUGAUAUUGAUGAUACGAUUGAAUUUUCAGCUACGGCUUCUUGUUCAACGUCUGGUUUAAUUCUGAAUGAUAGUGUAACUUUGACAUUAGAUGCAUAGUCAUGCUUGUCGGAACCAGAGUGGGUUCAAUCGAGGAAAAAAUAAUGUGUUGAUAGAUUGGACGUACACUAACCGUGAUACGUAUUCAUUUGGAGAUUGGGUAUCUUGAUGGGGAUUGCAGGACUGGUAUGCCAUUUUGGAUUAUACUAUUUUUCUUGGUUUCAGAUGUGUAAGCUGCUUCCUUUUACUUGUAUGCUUUCGUUUUGCACCCUUUGUUGCAAGAGUUCGAUAAAUAUAAGUUGAACAAAUUUAAUUUGCACUUUGAAUGGAAUAAAACUUGUGAAUGGUGGAAAGUGUGAAACAUUUGAUAGAA